AAGUGCUUCUGCUCCGCUCCGGCGGACUUCCGGAUCUGACCUUAACGCGGCGAGUUGAUUGACUUGGUCGCUUUGAGGCACGGGAGAAGCUCGGAAGACUUACGUAGAACAAAAAUUCAAAAUGUGUGAGAAGCUACCUUCUCUUCUAGAGAUCGUCGUGGUUUUCCACCAGGUCGCGGGAGCUUUCUUUGACACUGGUUUGCUGAUGGUUGCUCAAGAGCGCUGUAACGCCACGGUUGCCGGAGUCAGGCAAACUUGCAUCUCCCAGUUUUACAUGUGCAACAACAUUAUGCUGGGACUCACCCCACUACUCUUCACCUUCAUCUUAGCCAAGCUGGGAGAUGAGAGAUCCAGGAAGAUCACCAUCUGCGUGCCACUCCUGGGCUACCUGAUCUCCAGGUCUCUGCUGUUCUGUGUGAUCCUGUUUCAUCUGCCCUUGGAGGUUAUGUUUGCCACUGCGCUGCUCAAUGGCCUGAGUGGGGGCUUCCCUUCUUUCUGGUCAGGAAUUAUGGCCCUGGCCUCAGACACUUCCUCUGCCAAGGACAGGUCAGUCAGGCUCAUUAGAAUCGAGCUGGCCUAUGGCUUGGCCGGGUUGAUUGGAAGCCUCUCAUCUGGUCACAUCUUCAUUCACUUCACCCUCUCCCAUGACCAGGGGGUAGUGUUGGCAGGCUGUAGCUGCCUCUGUUAUUUGAUAAGCUUGCUGUACUGCCUCCUGGGGGUGAAAGCGCCAUCCAGACAAGCGGAAGCUUGCGAGCAGAUUGGAAGCACACCACCUCUUGGAAGUGACAGAGUGCUGGGUCAGUCUGGGUGGGACCACGGCUCCGAAGCUGCCACUAGGGUUGAAGCUGAGCAAAACAGAGGCGCAAAUAGGCAUCCAACUGAAACCUCAAGGCUACUGGAUUACAUUGCAAGGGCUAAAGGCAAAUCCAGUUGUUGUACAGCAGCGAAUUUCACAGUUGCUUUACUUUUUACAAGUGGGGUGUUAUACGAUCUGAGUGUGACAGGUGGAGUGGAUAUAAUUCCCAUGUUUGUAUUGAAAGACCCAUUGAACUGGGAUGCUGUGUGGGUUGGCUAUGGCUCUGCAGCAGGAUACACCAUCUUCCUGACCAGUUUCCUAGGAGUCAAAGUUCUUUCCAGAUACCUGAAAGACACUUCAUUGAUAGUGAUUGGAAUAGUAUCAUUUUCCACUGGGAUGCUGAUCAUGGCUUUUGUGAAGAGGACUUACGUAUUUUUCAUUGCUCGAGCAGUGAUGCUGUUUGCCCUUAUUCCUCUCCCAACAAUUCGGUCACUGAUUUCAAAGCAUAUAAAAGAGACUUCAUAUGGGAAAGUGCUUGCCGUCCUCCAGAUUAUCAUGACAUUGGCUGGAGUAACUUCUUCAAUCAGCUUCAUCCAGAUUUACCUAUUAACAAAAGACUGGUAUCCAAACCUCUGUUUCAGCCUGUCUUCAGUCAUCGGUUGCUUAAGUAUCAUUCCCAUAAUCCUUGUAGAACGCAGAUCAUCUGAGCAAUCUGGAUAUUCCAGAAUACCAGAAGAUUGAUGUGAAACCCAGCACUAAAAUAUCUGGAAAGCUCCAACUAUUCAAAGAAUCACUGGCUGUUUUCCAAAACACCCAUAUGCCUUGAAAAGCAAGUUUUACUUCCCUCCAGUUACAACUGUAAUUUCAACUCAUGCCUCCAUUCAGCGGACAUCUCCAAAAUCUUGAAGAAAAUCACUGCCGUUGUUGUUGCUUGGAAACUAGUUUGAAAGAUUAGUCUACAAUACUGUUGUUACAUUGAACAUAACAUAUCAUUAUUCUGUAACUUGACAUUCAACAUGACUGCAUUCA
Hypanus sabinus (Atlantic stingray) is the source of this 1825-nucleotide messenger RNA. RefSeq names its product thymic stromal cotransporter homolog. The coding region runs from base 122 to 1537 and encodes 471 amino acids. Gene Ontology annotation, molecular function: transmembrane transporter activity. The transcript is spliced from 4 exons. NCBI's taxonomy places the organism in Eukaryota, Metazoa, Chordata, Chondrichthyes, Myliobatiformes, Dasyatidae. Gene Ontology annotation, cellular component: membrane. The record is from RefSeq and is a predicted model, not a curated record. Gene Ontology annotation, biological process: transmembrane transport.